Molecule: messenger RNA, 4655 nt
Organism: Lepisosteus oculatus (spotted gar)
Lineage: Eukaryota; Metazoa; Chordata; Actinopteri; Semionotiformes; Lepisosteidae
Gene: map7b
Product: microtubule-associated protein 7b
Biological process (GO): microtubule cytoskeleton organization
Cellular component (GO): microtubule cytoskeleton
Source: RefSeq, a predicted model, not a curated record
GGAGCAGAGCUUGCAGCCAUGUGAUAUUAUCAAGGCAGCUGUAUUGUUCUGUACUGUAGACGCUGCAUCUAUGGUACCCUAUUUGUACAUCUUGAAGCAUUCCUGCGGAAUGUUCCACCCACCUGACUGAGACGUUUCCAGCUUCUACCCUUUCAUUAAGUGACAUGUUGCUGUCGUCCGGGCAACCGUUUACAACGGCGUAUCAUAUUUUCCUGCCUUUUGUGCCAUGCUGAAUAUUUCAGUUCCCUGUUUGCUGGAAUGAAUUGUGAAGUACAGGCGGCGCGAAAAGAAAAAAAGCAAGGAUUCUUCUGGCAGGAAGGAGAAGCUGGUGCACAAGGAUCUGAUUGCACAGGCCAGACCUUGAGGAGGAAGCAGCAUCUGCUGCAGCAGGAGCACACCAGCAGCAUCCCUCUUGCCACGGUGAUGCUGGAUUAGGGAUUCUCCUCUGGGCUGGGAGAGAACUGCAAGGCCCGAUUUUUUUUUUUUUGCUUUGCAUGCUCAUCGACUGGAUGUCAGCUCAAGUCAGCUGCUCUCGUGCUUUACCCAAAGGGGUUUUGUUUAAAAUGCACAAAUGAACAGGCUGCUACAGUGCUAGCUAGCUAGCUUUGCUGGAGCUGAAGGAUCAGCGUUUUUUUAAGAAAAAUACAUAUACAUCAGCAGUAUGCCUGGCUCGGUGAGUACAGUCCGACAGGAGAGGUUUAAGAAGCCAGGUGCGAGGCCAAACCUCCCGAGCCUGUUUACAAUUAACGAAGAGGAUGAGCAGCAAAAGAAUGGCAAUUUCAGGAAGCAGAAAGCAGCUGACUCACAGGCUAAAUUAGAUGAGAAGAAAGCCCCAGCAUCCAAUCGCCCUACUUCUACUGCAUCAGGACAGAGCAGUAACACUGGAAAUAAACAAGAGCCCCUAGUAUUAAAGGUUGAUGAAAGGCAAAGACUAGCAAGGGAACGGCGAGAGGAACGCGAGAAACAGCUUGCUGCUCGGGAAUCUGCACUGUUAGAAAGAGAGGAGCGGGCGAAGCAGUACUACGAGAAACAUCUGGAGGAGCGCAAAAAGAAACUCGAGGAGCAGCGUGUGAAAGAAGAGAGGCGGAGAGCUGCCGUUGAGGAGAAGCGGAGACAGAAACUUGAAGAAGAAAAGGAGCGUCAUGAAGCCGUUGUUCGGCGGACAAUUGAGAGAAGCCAAAAGGUGAAGCAGAAGCCCAGCCGCUGGUCAUGGGGAGGGGCUGUUCCCAGCGGUGGCAUCCAUUCCAGUGGUUUUGUUGAAUCCGCUUUCCUCUUUCCUCUUGAUAUAGCAGGCCUGGAGCACCACUUCCAGGGUGCUUUUGGUGUUCGCAGAUAUGGUACAAAAAUGCAAUAUGCAGACAGGAGGUCAGUUUCCACUGUGAAUCUUUCGAAACAUGCAGACCCUGUCAUUAACAAGCGGCUCUCUUCCUCGUCUGCAACGUUGUUAAAUUCUCCAGACAGAGCCUUACAGAAAAGAACUCCCUUCCUUAAUAAACCUCAGUCAAAGCCACACACCUCCUCCAGAGAAAAGCCCCCUCAGGAUCGACGGCCAGCUCGUCGCCUGCAGCUCAGUGCCUGGGAGAGCUCCAUCGUCAGCCGGCUGCUGACUCCCACCCAUUCCUACCUGGCCAGGAGCAGAAGUGCUGUGUCUUUGUCCGGGGAGAUAGUUAUCCCCAUUUGUCCCCGUUCAGCAUCUUGCAGUCCUAUGACCCCAGUGUCCUACAAGUCUGUCCACUGUAGGAGCACUGAGCGGCCGAAAGUGACCAUAACCAGCUCUGACACGGCUUCACGCAGGAGAACUGUCCAUCUGGCAAUGGUUGCUAAAAAAGAAAAGGAUAAAUCCUGGACCAACCUCUCUACCCCUACUCCUGCAACAAGCAGGAGGUCUCUAUCUCCCUCUAGUGUGAGGAGCAGAGCAACAGCACCCUCUCCAGUACGAGCGGUCCACAAGGCACCUCCAGUGAUCAGCAUUCCAAAGCCAGUGAGAUCUCCCCCUGAUCCAUCCCAGGAAUCUCCUGGGCAGAGCCACCCCCUGUCUCCUGGGAACGUGCGGCCAGUGAGGACCGUGCUGCAGAGUCAGACAGAGGAGCAGGAGGACGGAGCUGAAAGUGCAGACAAUGUGCAAAUUUCAGAAGAAAUAAAUCCUGAGCUACCAUCACCUGCUAAAGACACUGCACCUAAACAUGAGCCCGCUAAAGAGCCUGGUCCAGCUCAGCCACAGCUGCAGGCCGUGCCCGCUGCAGGAACCUCCCCAGCCGGUGGAACCAAGCCCUCGGCGGGCACCACUGACCCUGAGGAGGCUACUCGUCUACUGGCUGAGAAGAGGCGCCAGGCCCGUGAACUGAGAGAGAGGGAGGAGCAGGAGCGCAGAGAGAUGGAGGAGGCUGAAAGGCGCAGCAGGGAGGAGAUGGCGAGGAGGAAGGCAGAGGAGAAAGCGCGUCGGGAGGAGGAGGCUCAACGGCUGGCAGAGGAGAAGAGGAAGAGGGAGGAGGAGGAGAAACGUGCUGAAGAGGAAAGAGCACAAAGGGAGAGAGAACUGGCCGAGCGCCUCCAGAAGCAGAAAGAGGAGGAAGACUCUCGCCUGCGCGAGGAGGCAGAAAGGCUGAGGCUGGAAAGGGAGAAACAUUUUCAGAAAGAGGAACAGGAACGCUUGGUGAGGAAGAAGCGUUUGGAGGAAAUCAUGAAGAGAACAAGGAGGUCUGAUACUGCUGAUAAGAAGCCUGUUUCCCAAAGGAAUGGUGAAGUAUCCCAGCAGAAUAAAGCAGAUGAAACAGCAUCUUAUCAGCCUUCAAUGCAGGAAACGCUGUCUGUGACUGUGACAGAGCAGUAUUCAGAGGAGGGUCCAGGGACACUGUACGCAGGCAGCAAUGGUCAUGGGGCCCUGGGCCCUGGACUGCCACUCCACACAGCUGGACAGAGCACUCCAGCAGCUGUAACACAACCAAAAGAAAAUGGGAUUUCUGUGCAGAGUGACACGUUUGAGGAGGUGAUCAACCUGCCUGUGGGGUCCAAACGGUCAAACCUUGACAUGACUGGUGAAGAUAGUGAGGAUGUUGGCUCACUCAUCCCCGUCAUCGCAUUCAAAGAAAGGGGCUCUCUGAGAACCCUGGCUAAUGUAGAUGAUGUUCAGUCACAUCAGAGAGCAGAAGUAAUCUGAGAUCGUCUGCUGAAAGAGAGCAUGCAGAAUUGGAUUAUGAAGCUGUGACUUUUCUACAGAGGAAAUACUGCAGCUAUUUACUUUGACUGGCACUUUGGAAGAAAACGUUUAAACACAUUUUUGUAUCAAAGAGGAAUUAAAGCAAACCGUCGAUCUAUCAUUUUUCAGUGACCGGAAAAUGUUUCUCAGUAGUUAAUCAUGCUUUGUGUGCUUUUGUGUUAAAACAGCUUUUCCAACAUGCUUCUUUUGACAGGUGAUAUUUUCUGAAUUCCUCAGAAAAAUAAGAUGAAGCGUUUUGUGACUGUGAUGUGGAGACGGGGGUGAUUUUGUUGGGUGUUACUAAUUACUGUAAAUUGAAAAUCGGCUAUAAUGUCCUCUAAUCUAAUACUUGAAGACACCUCAUGCUCUAGAAAUAGCAAUGGAUGAGGCUACAUUUGAAACCUAGUGGUUUAACUGUAAUGGCAGAGAAGUAAGUGCAUUGGGGUAAAAGACUCUUGCUGUUUUCUCUCAUCAAACCAAGAACUGUUUGUAAAGUGCAGAUUUCUCAUAGUUUUUUAAUUCAAUGUAAAAUGUUGAAAAUAGGAGAAAUAUUUUCAAUUAUGAUUAAAGCCAUCAGCUUUAACAAGUCGUUAUUAAUUGUGUUGGCAGAGCAGCCAUGAGAUGUAUCAUAUAUGCAUUCAAUAUCCAAAAUAGUAUGAUUGUGGGAUUUAAAUCAUAUGGUCCAACAGAUUUAUAACCUACAAAAAAAUAAAAUUUCUUUAAAGAAAUGCUGCUACUUUAUAAAUUUCCUUUGCCUUAUCAGAUCAUGAGAAUAAAUGAGAUUUGAAUGAUUUUUGAAAGUCAAUGACUUUUGCUCGUUUAAGAGCAAAGGGCUUAAAUGGACACAAAGCUAAAGAAAUGCAUUCCUAAAAUGACUUUCACACAUUUUUGGACUCAUUAUUUCUGCAACACUUGAAAUGUUAAUUUCCAUCACAUUAUACGCAUUGCUGCUAUCUAGCAUGGUUCUCAAAGCUUUGCACUUUUACAUAGUUCUUUAGAGAACUACUGAAGCUCCUUUCUAUGGUACAAAUGAUUUACUGGUGAUUCACCUGACCAGUUAUGUGGAUUAGAACUACUGAAAAAAACAUUUAUGCAGGGAUCUUUUAUUACGUCUCUUGUUAAAAAUGUGCAGAGAGUAAAUACAUAUAUAGAGAUAUAUAAAUACAAAAGGUUAAAAUGUAUAUUUUAUUAAAAUUAAUAACAAGGCUUUGAAAACAAAGGACAAAUGUAUCCACUACACUUAAAAGCUGAAUAAUACUAAAGCCAUUCAGUGGUUCGUUUUAGUAAUAAACUUAAGUGAUUAAACAAUUCUAAUUGGAUUCUGUUUUGUUUCCUUACAGUCUACUCCUGUCCAUGUACAUAGAAAUUUAAUAAUGAGACCUUUGUCAGAACUGUAGUAGUUUUCAUUGAUUCAGUCUGUAUAGCAUGUAAAGAUUCAAAUAAACUGUUUGAGAAAUUA